AUGACACGAAAGAGCACACAACGGGCACCGGUACAGCCACGGUCGACGUCGACGAGAGUCUUUGAGCGAGUCCACUUAGAUUUCUGCACCAAGGACGGAACCAACAUCUUGGUUUUGGUUGAUGAUUAUUCCAAGUGGCUUGAAGCUGUGGGCUAUGACUUCUACUACCACCGCCAGCACCAUCGACAAGCUGCAAAUGGUCUUCGCGCCGGUACGGGUUGCCAGAAACUCGUUACAGACAACGGACCUCAGCUUACCAGUGACGACUUCGAAGACUUCAUGAGCGCUCAUGGAAUUCGCCAUGUUACUACUCCACCUUACCAUGCCGCAUCUAAUGGGUCGACUGAGAGAGCCGUCCAGACAGUAAAGAAAGACCUCGUGAAUAAAGUCUAG
This is a messenger RNA of Ornithodoros turicata, 393 nucleotides long. RefSeq lists its product as uncharacterized. NCBI's taxonomy places the organism in Eukaryota, Metazoa, Arthropoda, Arachnida, Ixodida, Argasidae. The record is from RefSeq and is a predicted model, not a curated record. The coding region runs from base 1 to 393 and encodes 130 amino acids. The transcript has a single exon. Gene Ontology annotation, biological process: DNA integration. Gene Ontology annotation, molecular function: nucleic acid binding.